Messenger RNA from Porites evermanni, 921 nucleotides. Lineage: Eukaryota; Metazoa; Cnidaria; Anthozoa; Scleractinia; Poritidae. The record is from the annotation of a GenBank genome assembly.
AUGGCGGACAAUUUGUCAUUUCGACUCGCUACAUUGCAAGAUUUCGACGAGGUUCAGGAAAUAUCCAAGGGUAUAUACAAAGGACAUGAUUAUCUACCGUUCAAGUAUCAUCACUGGCUUAAACAGGAAAACGUCAUGGUUAUGGUUGCUAUUAAAGAUGGCAAAAUAAUCGGUUUGGAGGCUAAGGUUGUUGUAGAUAAUGGUAAGACGGCCGUGAGUAGGGCAAGAAGAAUUCACCCAGACUUCCGAGGUCGCAGCUAUGGAAAACACCUGUCCGAAGCUCUGGGAAAUCACGUACGGCAGAUUUUUCCGAACAUUACCCGACAACGAUUGACCACUUCGUUUCAGCGAGAUACUUCUCGUACUGAUUACAGAGAGGUGCUGGUACAACACAUCCUGGGGUCCGACAUAGACAAAUGUCAGCUCAAAAAUCUUCCAAAAAGCGAACGCAAACUACAACUGUGCACUCGAGAAUACUUCGCUGAAGUAAUUUUGUCUCCCACUGUCGUCAAGAACUUGUUUCCGAGCAAAACGCUCGUUCUCGAGUGGUUUCCUUUUCAGGCUGAAGAAACCAACAUUGAUUUUAUACUCAAGGAUGGCGACCAACUGUUUGUUGACGAAUGCAUCGACGAUCAUUUACCGAUUUCUUUCAGUCACGGGCGAAUUACCCCCACCUCGGAGUUUAUUCUUUGGAGUUGCAGCAUUUUCACACAAGAUCCCGAGUUAUUUCAGGCUCAUUUGCUACAACAAGUCCAAACAGCUGCUCGGUUCAUUCAUGGAAAUUUUAGAUUUGUUUCAUUUCAACAGGAAGCUAUGGUUGACAAAGGAAAAGAACUACUGUUUGAACGAGCAAAAUUGACAGAAUGUGAAUAUUUUGUGAAAAGCGAGACCUCUAUGAUAUUGUACGAAAAAGAUUGGUAA